AUGGCUCACAAGGACACGGACACAAACAAGUUCGUGGUGCAAGUACCACUCAAGAGCACACAGGCAUACAAGUUUGAGUUCACGCCAGCUGCUCCUGGCAUGAUUCGCAUUCGCGUUAAGCCCCUCUGCGAACAUGACUUGGCAGCAGAAUCGACGCAUGAAACCACCAAGCAGGCUGGGUUCGACUACAGCCUCUCCCUCGGCUUAUCUGAUGCUGCAACACCAGCCCCAAGCUCGCCCUGCUUUCCAGGUUUCGCCUCAACCAGGAGGAAGAGGGCUCAAACAGAGAGAUCGAGUCAAUCUGGGCCUGUGGAAGAUGCUUGUGACCCGGCACCAAGUCAAUCUGGCCUGGUGGAAGAUGCUUGUGACCUGGCACCAAUCCCAGCUGUUGUUUUGUCAUCUCUUGUUAAUCACCUCACCCCCUGGCCUAACGAGAAACAGAAACACCAGUAG
Molecule: messenger RNA, 453 nt
Organism: Coniophora puteana RWD-64-598 SS2
Lineage: Eukaryota; Fungi; Basidiomycota; Agaricomycetes; Boletales; Coniophoraceae
Exons: 3
Coding region: 1-453 (150 amino acids)
Source: RefSeq, a predicted model, not a curated record